Messenger RNA from Python bivittatus (Burmese python), 5613 nucleotides. The record is from RefSeq and is a predicted model, not a curated record. NCBI's taxonomy places the organism in Eukaryota, Metazoa, Chordata, Lepidosauria, Squamata, Pythonidae.
GUGUGACAUCUCUCUUGUAGGGAUCCGUUCUUGGGAUAUCGACCUUACUGCCUGCAACCUUGACCAGCAACUCAAGCUCUUCGUCUCCCGCCACUCUGCGACUUUUUCUGAUAUCGUGAAAGGUCAGCGUGCCCUCCACCACCGUGGUGAUGUUCUGGAGACAUUAGUUUUGCUGAACCCUUCAGACAAAUCCAUCUGUGAUGAGCUCCGUAACCUGAUCACUGACCCUUCGCGGCACAAGCUGCUGAUCUUUGCUGGGCCCUGCAUAGAGGAAACGGGUGAACUCGUGCUGCAGAUGGGCUCCUUCUCCUUGCGGGACUUCAUCCAGAUCUUUGCUGAUAAAGAGGUUGGGGAGUUACUCAGCUCUGCUGACCCCUCUGCCAAAACCAGCUUGACUGUAAUUUGCCCAGACUUUGGGGAAUGGAAGGAUUCCAGACGGAGCCAGCACAACCUCUUGGAUUUCAUUGAUCUGUACUUCAAUCCUGGUUGUUUGUUGCCGGAAAUGGAGGGUUUACAGGAGUUCAUUGAGUACCUUUCAGAGUCCCUGGACCCCCUGUCUCCUUUUGACCUCCUGGAGCCACCAAGCACAGUUGGCUUCCUGAAACUUUCCAAGCCUUGCUGCUAUAUCUUCCCUGGGGGGCGAGGUGACUCUGCUUUCUUUGCAGUCAAUGGCUUCAACAUUUUGGUGAACGGAGGGUCCAACCCUAGGUCAUCCUUCUGGAAACUGGUGCGCCACCUAGAUCGUAUUGACUCCAUCUUGGUGACCCAUGUUGGGACUGAUAGUCUGCCUGGAGUGAAUAGCCUGCUCCAGCGGAAGCUUGCUGAAAUCGAGGAAGACCCUUCCUCCCAGAGCCCCCAAAUUGAUGAUUGGGUGAAGAACCUCAUUUCACCAGAAUUGGGGGUAGUGUUCCUCAAUGCAUCAGAGAAGCUGAAGGACAUAGAAGGGGAUUCUGGAGUCUUAAAGAGUUGUGAUGAGACCAGCUUGACUCUACAAUACCUAGACAAAUUGGGCAUUAAGCCCAACCCACUUUUCAGGGAAGUUGGUCCUAAGACAGAGCCCACCAUCCUCUUUCAGAAAAUGGGGGUUGGGCGUCUGGAAAUGUAUGUGCUUAACCCAGUGAAAGGCAGCAAGGAACUAGAAUUCUUGAUGCAGCAGUGGUGCGGGAAUGGCCACCCCAAAGGGCUAGAGUUGCCCCUACAGUGUGUGACUUCCAUCUGUGCACUCCUGAUUUGGCAUCCUGUGAGCCCCACAGAAAAGAUUGUUCGGGUCUUAUUCCCAGGCUGCACACCCCAGACCAAGAUUUUAGAAGGACUGGAGAAAGUCAAACAUUUGGAGUUCCUCAAAUACCCUGUAGUCACUCAGAAGGACAUGGACUCUUUUUCCAUCUCUCAAGCCAAGCAGAAGAGGACGGAGAGUCAGGAGAGCCUCAGAUCAGGUUCUAGGCUAAGUCUAACAGAAUCCAGCAUGCCUGUUUCCAAGGAGAAGAGGGAGUCAAAGCUGGCCAAUGUCAGGGACCGACCCAAGGCACCCAGUGAAACUUCAAAGGGCAGUGUUGAGGAGGAGAGAUCCAAAGGGUCCCAGCUUAAGGUGGAACCCUCUACAGAGAAGACCAAACAGGAUGCAAGGCCUAAACAGUUGAAGGAGAAGCCAGUGGCCAAGAAAGAUGUGAAGAAGCUGGUUGUGAAGGAAGAUACUACUCAAGAGAAGGACGUGGCAAAGAAAGAGGGAAAGGUGUAUCUUCCCAGAAGAGAGCCGACAAAAAGAGAGGAGACCAAGAAAGAUGCGAAGUCAGAGGACAAGGCAUCAAAGCAGCCUAUAAGAGACUUGCGGAGAACUCCAAGUGCAGAGGUGAAAAGGCCUCCAAGCAAAAUGGGCAGCUUCAAAAAGACUAUUCCUUCUCUGAAAAAGGACACGGACAGACCAAAGAACAAGUUGCUGAAGGAAGCCUCAAAUAAGCUGCCAAGCAGCACCAAAGGAGGCCUCUUGGAUGGAUCUAAGCCAUCAUCAUCAGAGAAUGAUAUGCAGGAGAAGCUGCGUGGGUCCUCCCGACAAGCAGUAACGGCAGGAGAAGUGACUGAUGAAGCCAUAAGCACAACAGAGAGUGAGUUGGUGCCUUCACCGCUGGGCAGUUUGGACUGCCAAGGAAGUGGGUUGGAACCCAUCCAGAAUGGUUUGGGUGCAGAGGCAGGCCCAGAGAGCCCUCAACCUUUUCGGCAUCUGGAAGCUAGCUCUCCUUUGAAAUGGAUUGGGCCCCCAUCCCCACUGGUCAAGACUCCCAAGAGCGAUCAGAGCAUCAAUUUCGAGCUGACUCCUACAGACAUUCAGGCCAGGCUCAACCACUGCCCGGAUACAGAGGAAGCUUGUGGCAGCUCUGAAGAAAAGACCCUUGAGAUGAUGUCCCCAGCCACGGCGGGUCACACUCCAUCCCACCAGUCUCCCAUUGAAGAUGUGGCUAUGGUGGAGGAGCCAUUGGCCACCCUCAAUCCCUGGAGGCCUGAUGGCUCUGUCCCUGGUCCUCGAGCUUCACACGACAACUCCAGCUCUUCCCAGGAGAAGCACUCUGGGUGCCUCUCCCCGAGUCUCUUUCGUGAUGACAUCCACGAUGUGUCCCCCACUCUUACCACUCCCUCACUGCCAGCUGAAGUGGGCUCCCCCCAUUCCACUGAGGUGGAUGAGUCGCUCUCUAUCUCCUUUGAGCAACUCUUGCCGCCAGUGAGUGAGUUUCCCCAGGAAGAAGGAGAGAGGAUGCAGGCUGGGGGGCUCACCCCCGAUCUUGAGCCUGCACUGGGAAAAAGCGGAAUGUCCCUGCCCAUCCUCUCCUGCCACCCUCAGCGACUGGACGGACAUGUCUUGCCCAGGUCUGGCCGCCGAUCGGGCUCUCCCCAUGACGUGGAUCUCUGCCUGGUGUCCCCUUGUGAGUUUGAGCACCCCAAGUCUGAUAGAUCCCCGUCAGCCAACUUCAGUCCUCGGGACAUGUCCAACAGCAGUGACUUCUCCCAAGAGCUGGCCAAGCCCUUGUCACACAGGAAGGGCCCUCGAGGCCGCCGGUCAUACCCUCUAGUGGAUGAGACUCCGCCGACUUCCUUCAGCGAAUCGCUCCCCACCCUCUCUGACUCUGACAUCCCGCCUGCUAUGGAAGAGUGUCCUUCUCUCACGGCCGAUGGUGGGCUGGACUCAGAUGAUGAUCCUGAGAGCCUGGCUCAGGCCCAUGAUCCACUCCCAGCUGCCCUGAAAGACCCUUGCCCUCUCCCUGCCCAGCCAGGGAUCUGCAUGGUGGACCCAGAGAAGGAAGGUGUAGCCAAAGCCAAGCGAACCCCAACACGGGGGGGCUCUGCCCCUCCCAAAGCAGACACCCCCAAAGCUACUGCUCCAAGUCCCCGGGGAAAGCCUUCUUCAGCUAGCGCGGGGGAGAGAGCCCGCCUGCCAGCCCCUGGCAGAAGCGACCUGCCAGCAUCUCGUGCCGGUGGGGAUAAUCGAAUGCCCUUCAGUCCACGGAACGCAAGCAUCAGGCCUCUUCUGGGAGCUGGAAGAACAUCUCCGGCAGGAGCCCGGUCCAGCCUGCUGCGCUCCCCAGUGUACCUGGAGCUGGCGUACAUUCCUGGCUCCACGAGUGCCCAGAAGGUGGAUGAGGACUUCUUCCGGUAUGUCCGUUCCCAGUGCUAUGUCAUCAGCGGCGAAGACCACGUCAAGGAGAGCGUCAUGAGAGGCAUCCUGGAUGCCCUGCUGUCGGGGAAGCAGCACUGGGCCCACGACACUCAGGUGACCCUCGUCCCGACCUUCGACUCGCUGGUGAUGCAUGAAUGGUACGCAGAGACCCUGGAGCGGCAGCAGGAGCUGGGCGUCACCGUUCUCGGGAGCAAUAGCACCGUGGCCAUGCAGGACGAAACCUUCCCGGCGUGCAAAGUGGAGUUCUGAGCCAGGAGGGCUUUGGACCGGGAGCUGAGGCUGGGGGGGCCUUACGGUCCUCCUCUUCUCUGCGGGCUCGCUGGCUGCUGGCAAAAGAAGAGGCGUCUCCUCCCAGAGUUGGGUUUCGUGCCAGAAGAGCCCUCUGCGCUCCUGGGCUCGGGGUGGAAGGGGUGGUUCCCGAGGCGCUUUUCAUGUCCCUUCAGGAAAUAGCAUCCACUGUUCGUCUGGUUUGUUUGCAUGUUCACCGCCACAGCUUCUCCCCCAGCCAAGCCUAGGAAAGAAGGGAGGGAGAGCCAUGCUCUCCUGCAAGGCAGCCGGUGAGAGGCAUUGCCGUGGGCCUCCCAGCGGCCCCUGUCCUUCUCCCGUCCCUCAGCGCCCACAGCGGCUGCUGCGACCUGGGUCCCUGGGAGAUGCUGCCGAGCCAUCCCGUGCAAGGGAGACGGCAGCAUUGCUCUCCUUAAAGCAAAACCACACAAAUGAUGACAGGCUGUGGGGCUGGUAUGGGCCGGUAUGGGCCGGAGGUGGGCGUGGUUCCUUGGCUGCCUUUCAGCGCAGGCUCCGGAGUGGGGGGCUUGGGUUUCUGUUUCUCCUCCCUUCCCGCCUUGAUUUGGGGCUAAGUUGGUCACAGCUUGGAGUAGCCGUUCGUUUGUUUCCCGGAAGAGAUCCAGCCGCCUGUGGCAUUUUGCCUCCGCCUGGUGCCUCGUUCCUCCGAAACUUUAAGCGAGGGCGCUCGUCCACCUGGCCUGCUCCUUUCCCUCCCCUGCUUGCUGGGAGAUGGCGUUCCACCAGAGCCGUGGGGCCGAAAGCCACCCGCGGUCUUCCCUGGGCACCCAGAUCACGGGUGAAUGCCGUUUUGGGGGAUUCCGGUCUUUCUGAAGCGUGCAGGAAGCAGCUUUGGACCUGGCUCUUUCCUGGGGAGGCUGAGGGUCAGACAUGCCCGUUCACAGAUGGCCCCACUCUUCAGCCUCACACUCCAGAUUUCUUCUACCUCUUUAUGUUCAAAACCUUGGAGGGUUGGGCAGUUUUUCUGGAGGCUUAAUCCACAAAGGCCGAAAUCCAGCUGAUGGCACCUGCUGGGCCUUUCUGCAGCUCUGGAAACAACCCCCCUCCCUUUAAAGUUGGAAGGAAAGUUGGGGGGGAAGCCCCUUGCAAUGUGACACUAACUCUUUCGUUUUCUAAGGAAGGAAAAUGUUUUUUUAAAUGUGUUUUAUAUUUUUUUCUAAAAAACCACCAAAACUGUUACCAUAUGAAAGGUUUAUAAUUUAUAGGAUUGCUUCCUGUGUGGUGCCCAGCAAAGUUGCACAUGGAAGAGGUUGGGUGUGCCACCUGAGCUCCGCCUGGCCCUUUGCUUGUCCACCCCCCGCUCCUGUCUCUGGGAUCAGCCUUGUCUUUUGUAUUGGCGUGAUGUGUUUAGAAAAGGUAUUUUGGGGAGGGGAGGAUGUUUUCACCACCUUUAUAUAGAAGCCUAGCAAAUGAUGGGGAAGGGGAAGGGGGCAGAGGGCUGGCUCACCACUUGAGGGUCUUCCUCUUUCUGGUCUGAGGUGACCCCUUCUCUAGUCUCUUUCUCCCAACUGUAGGAAAAAGCAGUUGUGGUUGUUGUAGCCAUUACACAGUUAACCCCGUGAUACACCAUGUUAUGUGUGUACACACACAAAUGCACACCCGUGUUGAACUCUGUGAAACCAUUAAACAAGUAUGUAGCUCCA